AUGCAGCGUUCAUUUGCACCUCACAAGCCUGACCCAUGGAAAUCGCAGCAUGAAAACGGGAAGUACCUCCCAUUGUGUAUGAGGUACGAUUUACUUGAUAGUCAAUGGCAGAGACGUGGCGCAACAUACACUUAUCUCGUAAAAGCUGCCUGGGGAGUCAGGAGAAGGGUUAAGUUCACUGCCAACGACGUGAAUACGUCCGAGGCCUAUUUUAAGGAGUGGCAAGUUCCAUCUCCUGAGACUAGACCUCUGUUUGAAAUUAUCUUCGGCGACGUCCCUGCUCAGGCUCUCCCUGAUGAAUCCAAUAUUACAGACUCAACACCGUUACCUGACUUUGGGGAAGGCUGGCGGGUUGGUGUGAUUUUCAAGACUGUGAGAAGCCUUCUGUCCGCACCCAUGGACAAGGUCAAUGCUCCUGUACUUCUUGCCCAGGCCAGCUCUCUGCGUGGCGGUCUUCGAUGCACUACACCAACCGCCCUCCAGUAUGACCGAUCACAGCGCUCUACUGUGAUGGGCGGUAUGAAUUACCAUAUCGAAAUCCAAUUUGAAGAUGGAGUCAGCUGGCUUGCACGAAUCCGAAGAGUCAACGUCACUUCACCACCGCCAAACCUUAGAGCGCACAUUAUGCGUAGCGAGAUCGCUACACUGCAGUUCCUGCGCAAGACUAAUGUCCCUGCCCCUAAGGUAUUGGUUAUGACCUUGAUGAAGGAAACCCAGUUGGCGUCGCAUAUACCCUGA
This is a messenger RNA of Talaromyces atroroseus, 738 nucleotides long. RefSeq lists its product as hypothetical. The record is from RefSeq and is a predicted model, not a curated record. NCBI's taxonomy places the organism in Eukaryota, Fungi, Ascomycota, Eurotiomycetes, Eurotiales, Trichocomaceae. The coding region runs from base 1 to 738 and encodes 245 amino acids. The transcript is spliced from 5 exons.